Messenger RNA from Dictyostelium purpureum, 2433 nucleotides. RefSeq lists its product as uncharacterized. NCBI's taxonomy places the organism in Eukaryota, Evosea, Eumycetozoa, Dictyosteliales, Dictyosteliaceae. The record is from RefSeq and is a predicted model, not a curated record. The transcript has a single exon. Bases 1 to 2433 code for a protein of 810 amino acids.
AUGGAUAAAGAAGAUUUAUUUUGGAAAGUUUUUAAAAAUAAAUAUUUACUUAAUAAAAUAUUAGAAUCAUUUUCAUCAAUCAGUUUAACCAAAUCAAGUAUAUACGAACCUCUAAAUAGAAUAAAAUUUGUAUCAAUUACUCAAUUUUCAUUUAUUGUACAUAAAAAACUAUGGAAUAUUCUACUGGAUAAGUUAGAGUCUAAUCAACUACUUUUCAUAGAUUCCGAACCAAGUUUUAUAGAGUUUCUCAAUAUCUUUAAAGAAAAGCAAUUUUUUUAUGUCAUUGAAGCUUUCGACAGGUAUAUGAAAAGAAAUAAAAUAAGUUACCCUACAGAAGUACUCUCGGCAAGUAUUAAAGCAUUCAAUCUUUUGGCAUUAAAUUACUUUGGUAAAUCUGGGUUCAAUCAAGUUUCAAGUAAACACUAUUCACUGGAUCAAGCGCUAUCGACUUUAGGAAUAUUUAGGGCUUUAUUGGAAAUGGAUGACGAUGGUAAAUCAAUGUCUUUGCAAUUAAAAAAAACAAUUUUAAGAAAAGUCGUUGAACAGGGUGAAAGGGGUGAAGAUGUAUUAAGGUUUUUACUGGAUAAUCCAAAGCACAUAAUAGUUGGUGAUAAAAAUAGUCCUUCCGAGCAUAGAAUACUUUUAUUCUAUUUUGGAAAGCUAAAGUCGUUGGAUUUAAAGUAUAGAGUAUUGGAGUUAGACUUUAUUUCAGAGUGCAGUCUAUCUUUUUUUCAACAUUAUCAUCUUACAAAUUCACUUGCAUUGGAUCCAUCACCCGAGAAUAUCAUAUUUAAUAUUCAUCUUUUCUACAAAUUGGUCAAGUUAGAACAAGUGCCUCAGGGGACUCAAGAUAUUAUUAAAAGCAUCCAAGAAUCAAAUGAUAGCGACUUCAAAUCUGAAAAAGCAGAAGAACUUGUAAGAACCAUGAGGUUUGAUUCAGUGCCAAUAGUGAAGACCCGCAAUAAAAAUGCAGUCUUUAGAGACCAAACAAUAUGCAUUAAAGUAAAUAACUUUUACAGUUGUCAUAAUUUUGUUGUACGACCUUGCGUCGACCAUUAUGCAGUCUCAUUGUUUACCAACAGCUUAUCAGAAUGCGACAUCGAAAAAAUUAAAGCCUAUGACGAAAUGGACCAAAAAUACCAACUAGUUGUAGAUUAUAUCGAAAGUUCAAUAAAUGAAGAAUCAAGUGAUAGUGGUAGUGAGGAAGGUAACGAUGAAGACAUUUUCGAUGAAGACAUUUUCGAUGAAGAGGAAGAGGUAAAGGAAACAAGCCUCGAGGUUUUAUAUGGAUCACAUAUCUUUUUCGGGUCUAAACCACUCGAAAGGGCUAGGGAACUUAUAAACUAUUUAAAUGAAACUGGCUAUAAAAGCUUUACUGAUGGUUUGUUCAAAGUUUUUGUUAUUCAAUUGGUUAGUGAAUAUGUCAGUAAAGAAGCUUUAGAAAAGUUAAAGAUAGAUUUCAGUUAUUUUCAAGAGGCCACAACUCAACUAUUACUACUCUAUGCAGCAUAUCAUGAUCUUGCAAUAGUAGAGUAUAUAGUAUCAAACCCAACAUUCAAUUAUGAUUCUGUUAAAGUUGAUGAAAGCAUUGUAGAGAAAAUUGUAAAAAGUCAAAAAUUCGAUUAUUUGAUGUAUUCAUUGGAUUCUGAAUUCACACACUCCAAAGUAAAAUCAAAUGAUAUCAUAUCAAUAAUCAAAUUGCUUUGUAGCUGUACCCCACCAGAAUACCACAAAUCACUGAAAUCUCUUUUCAACCAUUUAUAUAGAGUGCUUCUUUCAACACCCGACGUAUCAUAUCAACAAUUAGCAUAUAUCCGAAAUCUAUUCAAGUCAGAUUCAAUCGAAAUCAAAGAAGACCAUUUUACCACAUUUAACUACUUGUACAUUAGAUCUAACAAAUUUUCGAAAUACUUGGUUUGCCAUCCUUAUUGCCACCUAAUUCUUGAUGAACUGGGCCUAAAUUACUAUAAUGCAUCAAAAAAUUAUAAUCAAUUUUUGUUUUUCGAUAUCAAGCAUGUAUUAAACCCAUUGGAAUUCCCAUUUGACGAAAUAUUUAAUGGUAGAUUCAAUGAAAACAAUUUCAAAUCUAUAUUUUUAAAACUAAGAACCUCUUUCAUUAAGCAAAGUAUCAAAUAUCAAAUACCAAAAACUAGUUUUUAUGAAGAAGAGAAGGAAUAUCUACUUUGCAUUUCCAGAAUGGAUAUUCUUUUAGAAAUUACCAAAGAAAUCGGCUCAGUUAAAUUCAUAAUCGAUGAAAAUUUUUGUAGGUCAAUAUCGCCUGAUGAGCUCGACUAUCUUUUAGAAAAUAUUAAAAUUAAUUCAGAUAUGUCAAGAAUUUUAUAUAACUUUUACCAAAGAGAAAAGAGAUUUGAUUUAAUUGCUAAUAAUAAUUUUAAUAAUUUCAAAAAUGAUAAUAAUAACAAUAAUAAAUAA